AUGUCGACACCAUGGGGAAAAGCACUUGACCAAGCAAAUAUUGUAAGGGCAAGUUUUAAUGACUUGGAUAGAUCUGUUAUUAAAGCAACCAGACAUAAGUUAAGAAUUCCAAAAGAAAAACAUGUUAGAAAAUUAAUUAUCUACACCCAUGAAAGACUUGGACCAAUUGGUGAUUUAUAUCAAAGUUUAUUAAAAAGAAUGGAACAACCGGACUGGAUUAUUGUUUUAAAAACUUUAAUUGUAUUUCAUAGAGUUUUGGCAGGUGGUAAUACAAGAUUUUUAGAGGAUUUAACACAUAGAGGUAAUGUAUUCCCAUUAUCAAGAUUCACAGAUAUGACAUCGACUCAAGCACAUCAACAAUCUGUUUUCAUUAGAAGAUAUUCAUCUUAUUUAGAGGAGAAAGUAUUUGCAUUUAGAGAGAUGAGACAAGAAUUUGAUAAGGAUACCUUUUCUUCAAAAGGUUUAACAAUUGAACAACUUUUAACAAGAAUUCCAAAAAUGCAAAGACAAUUCGAUGCAUUAUUAGCAACUCAUGUUGAAGAAGUUUGUGAUAAUAUCAUCACUAUCAAUGCUUUUGAAUUAUUAUUAAAAGAUAGUUUUAAAAUGUAUUGUAAUUUAAAUGAUGCAGUUUUAAAUAUUUUAGAAUUAUAUUUUAAAAUGACAAAAAGAGAUGCAACAAAAGCAUUGGAUGUCUAUAAAGUAUUUAUGAGAGAAACUGAUGCAAUCAUUGAGUUUUUCAGUUCUUCUCGUAGAAAAUUCCAUAUCGAUUUACCAGAAUUAUCAAGAGCUCCAUCAACUGUAGUUCAAGGUUUAGAGGAGUAUUUAAGAGAUUUAGAGGAUGAUGGUUUACCACCACAUCCAGUUUAUACAAAUAAUUUUGGUAGUAAAACUGGUAGUAAUGGUGGUAGAAUUUCAUCUCAAGGUGGUUCUUCAAAUUCAUUCAAUAAUAAUUAUAAUAAUAAUAAUAGUAAUAAUAAUAAUAAUAAUAAUAGUGGUAAUGAUAAUAUGGUAAAUAGUACAGGUAGAAACAGUAAUAGUUAUAGUAAUAAUAAUAAUAAUAAUAAGAAAAAUGAUGAACUAAUUAAUUUUGAUGAUGAUUUAUUUAGUAGUGCACCACCACCACAACAACAACAACAGCAACAACAACAACAACAACAACAAGUUCACCAACAACACUCUUUUAAUAAACCAACUACAUCACAACCAUCAUUUGAAUUAGAUCCAUUCCAUGUAACAAAUAUAUCUCAACAACAACAACAACAAUCACAACAACAACCACAACAACAAUCAAUGCAACCAUUUGGAGGAUUUACAACAAGUCCUCCACCAUCACAACAACCAUCAUUAAAUCAAGUUAAUCCAUCAAAUUAUCAUAACCCAUUCGAUCCAGCAUAUAAUGAAAAAGCAUUACAAAUUAAAGCAGCAUUUCAAUCUUCUCAAGGUGAAAAUGGAGUAAUUAACAAUAGAAAUAGUUUAAAUCUCAAUGAUUUUAAUUUCACACCAAAUACUAAUGUCAAUAGUAGUAAUAAUAAUAAUAAUAUGAAGAGUGCACCAUCAACAUUGGUUCCAACUCAAAAUAGAAAUAACAAUGGUAUGAUGAACAAUAAUGAUAUGAUGAAUAAUAAUAAUAAUGGUAUGAUGAUGAAUAAUAAUAAUAACAGUAUGAUGAUGAUGCAACAACAACAACACCAACCAAUGAAUAAUGGUUUUGGUAUGCAACAACAACAACCAAUGAAUAAUGGUAUGGGUUUCAAUAAUAGUAACAACAAUAUGAAUAAUAAUAUGAUGAGACCUAACCAACCAAUGAGCAACGGUAUGGGAAUGGGAAUGCAACAACAACCAAUGGGAUUCAAUAAUGGUAUGAUGAAUAAUGGCAUGCAACAACCAAUGAAUAAUGGAUUCGGUAUGCAACAACAACCAAUGAAUAAUGGUAUGGGUUUCAAUAAUAGUAACAACAAUAUGAAUAAUAAUAUGAUGAGACCUAAUCAACCAAUGAUGCAACCAAAUCAAUAUCAACAACAACAACAACAACAACAACAACAACAGCAACAACAACAACAACAAAAGGUUCAAAAUAUUUACUUUUAA
Molecule: messenger RNA, 2088 nt
Organism: Dictyostelium discoideum AX4
Lineage: Eukaryota; Evosea; Eumycetozoa; Dictyosteliales; Dictyosteliaceae
Gene: clmA
Product: ANTH domain-containing protein
Exons: 5
Coding region: 1-2088 (695 amino acids)
Biological process (GO): clathrin coat assembly; clathrin-dependent endocytosis
Cellular component (GO): clathrin-coated pit; clathrin-coated vesicle
Molecular function (GO): phospholipid binding; clathrin binding; 1-phosphatidylinositol binding
Source: RefSeq, a predicted model, not a curated record